Molecule: messenger RNA, 606 nt
Organism: Antechinus flavipes (yellow-footed antechinus)
Lineage: Eukaryota; Metazoa; Chordata; Mammalia; Dasyuromorphia; Dasyuridae
Product: proline-rich proteoglycan 2-like
Exons: 2
Coding region: 1-606 (201 amino acids)
Source: RefSeq, a predicted model, not a curated record
AUGGCCGCAGUGUCCACGCCCGGCCCCGAUGCAAUUAGCCGGAACGGCCGGAGAGCGCCACGGAGCCGGCCUUUGUCCGCUGCCAAAGAAGGAAAGAGGUCAAAGCUGGAGCGGCCAGUUGUGCCUGAAUGGGGCAGCUCCACAAGGCAAGGCGGCCCUCGGAGCCCACUCGGGGCUGAAAGCGCUCCUGAGAGGCCGAAGCCAAGGGUCAAAGGCGGCCCAGAAGCCCCCAGGAGAGCCGAAAGGUGGCCCAGAAGCCCCUGGGGGAGCCGAAAGGUGGCCCAGAAGCCCCUGGGGGGCCCAGAGCUGACCCAGAAGCCCCCAGGGGAGCCCAAAGGCGUCCCAGAAGCCCCCAGGGGAGCCGAAAGUGGCCCAGAAGCCCCCAGGGGAGCCCAAAGGCAUCCCAGAAGCCCCUGGGGGAGCCGAAAGGUGCCCAGAAGCCCCCAGGGGAGCCCAGAAACAGCCCAGAAGCCCCUGGGGGGCCCAGAGCUGACCCAGAGGCCCCCAGGGGAGCCCAAAGGCGGCCCAGAAGCCCCUGGGGGGGCCCAGAAACAGCCCAGUCCCUUGGUUCUCAGCUGGCUCUGCCUGGCUGGGCUUCCCAUCUAG